Molecule: messenger RNA, 535 nt
Organism: Vigna unguiculata (cowpea)
Lineage: Eukaryota; Viridiplantae; Streptophyta; Magnoliopsida; Fabales; Fabaceae
Source: RefSeq, a predicted model, not a curated record
AUUCACGCAUGAUUGAUUAUUGUAAUUGUAAUACACAACAAUUAAGUAAAGAUUUUCGUUAAUACAUGAAUAAUGUGUGUAUUAUAUAAACUAUUGGGCUUCCAAAAGCCUUUAGAAACCUACCCUCAUUUUUCGCACUACAAGACAGAAGAAAUUUUACCAGAGAUAACAGAGCGAGGAUAAAAUCAAAGAGAAAAGAUGGGAUUGACGAAUUUCGUGCUCACGGUGGCCGGUGUAAGCGCCGUCGUUCUCCUCCUCAGGAGUGACGUGAAGCAAUCUGCGUCCAUCUUCAAGCGCAACGUGAAGCACAUUCGUCACUGGCUUGAAGAAGAAACCGCAGCUUCUGCCGAGGUUAUAGAGAAGUCAACUCCUAAAGAACUGAAAUCAAAGGUUCCUUCGAAAGAUAAUCAUAAAGAUUAAGGAUGGCGAGCACUAGUGUUUGUUUUGGUGAGGGGUGUUCACUGAAGUAAUUUUUGUUGUUUCUUAGUGUUUCUCUGACCGUAUUUGAAUGGAUACAAGUUUUAACUUUUUACUA